AUAAGUUAUCUGGUUGUAUAUGAUUAUAUUGAAAGAGCGAAUUUGGAGUAAAUCUACAUGAUUCACACAGAGCUUCAUAUUUAAGGAAAGUGUUACAGAAAUUGUUAGACAUUUAAUUGAGUGGAUACUCAUGUCUGGAAAUACAAGCAAUGAAAUAAGAUAAAAGCGUUUUUAUAACACUGACAAUGGCGGCGAAAUUACAUCGAUUCCUGAAGCUCAACGAUCGAUUUGAUUCCCAAGUGUUCACCUUUGUUCUGCCGGCAAAGCUUGUAACGGACGACAAUCCCGAUGCAUACACGAAAGACGUCGUUUACGGCUACCAUAAGUGGACCGUCAGUAUCACUCGAACGGACGCGCAUUUAGGAUGCUUUCUCAAACUUCAGACGGCCGGAAAUGGUAUGAAGUGCCAGAUCGACUUCUCGUUUACAUUACUGAACCGAGAACACUUCACGAGAAACGAAACGUUUAUAGAAAAGGCGUGCAUAUUUACACCGGAAUCUAAUCAACAUGGACGUAAAGCCUUUAUUGCGUUGAAUGACUUAUUGGAAAGAGAGUUUGCUCAAGUAGCCGGAGAUUAUCUCAUAGAGUUAGAAAUGAGAAAAAUAAAUUGCAUCUUCGAGUGUUUCAUACGGCUUCCAAAGGAGCAGCAACACAAUCGCUUACAGACGUACGACACGAAGCUUGAAUCAUCGUAUUUCACGUAUGGCCUUUUUGACUGGAGCAUUUCCCUAUCCCAAAUCGAGUCCACUAUGCAACAGGAUGAAACUUUAACUUUACAACUGCAUCGACAUACUAGUUUUGACCACGUAUGCAAUGUCAGGUAUUAUAUCAGUAUCGGCGAGAGUGACGGAUUCCAGUCCGAAGAGCUUGACCAGCUUGUUGACCUUACAGGAAAUGGUGACCUCUACGUCGUGAACGGGUCACUCCAGCAGCUUGCCAAGGGACGGUCAUCUCUCAAGGUCAAGGUCAACAUGGUCUCCGUUGUUUCAAUCAGCGAAGUGACCUUAAAUGUGUCCACUAAGGGGAAGACUCGAGCUCAUUUGUACGACAAAGAUAAACAGGCUUGGUUGAUGGAGGCGGACACGAGCGGGAAGACGCUUUCAUUCCGCCUGUACUACACAGAUAUCACCCACGUGCCUCGCAAAUACAGCCGCUACGUCUGUUGGAACGUGUUAGUCCUAACAAGGUACAUUCCAGAUCACAAAGUAAAGACAAACUACGGCCCUUUUAGUCGGUAUUAUAUACAGCAAGACUUGGACGAAGGCCACCUCAUUACAACUUCAAUACCUGUUAAUGAAUUGCAAGAUGACAGGUGUCUGUUUACGGAGCCAGGCGACCAAGGAAUCACCGUGCACGUGGAAUGGGUGGACUCACACUUGCUUGCCACGCCCAAUUACCACGCCUUUGAUGACGUGGACAAGCUACAGAAGCAACAGAUGAAGAGGGAAAUACUUGCUCUUCAGUCUGAGAACCUCGUGUUGGAAAAGCAGCUUCACAGCUAUCAAAUGUCGCUUGCGAAGUCAUCUGACAAGGACUCCGGAUUUUCUACCGGAAGUAUUCCAGAGAAAACGUCUACCACAUCGGAACAAUCGCCUGUUUCCAAAGAGAGAAAAUCAUCAGGGGACAGACGUAACAUUCUAAAUGAAAAGUCUACCAAUCCGAAAAAGUAUGAUGUUCCAAUGCCAUCUGACGUGAUUUCAGCCAAAUCAACAUCUUUCUCGGAUAGGGUAAGAUCACCAGCUGAAAAGGUACCGGCUUCUAAAUACAGCAACUUACCAGAACAGUACGCAUACUUAAAAGAGAAAUCAAACGGAAAGUCUGCGCUUAAAAACGACAAAAUACAACCAAGUACGAACAAACCUGAUUCAGGUUCAGAAAAAAUUACUCAACAAGCAGAAAAAUCAUCAUACAAACCUCCUGAUAAAUACAGCGGCAUGACAGCUUCAAAAAAUGUCAUGUUCGAAGAAAAAACUGGCACAAAUUCUGAUAAGUACAACACGCCAUCUGUACGGCAAGUCUCUGACAAGCAAAUUCCCACGAGCGACAAAUAUGCCACUGUUGUAGACAAAUCACAAUUAUCUUCGACAAAGUAUGGCGCUGUCGUAGACAAAUCCACGCCAUAUUCAGACAAAUAUGGCGAUUCAUUUGAGAGGUAUUAUGAUCCCUAUGGAGACCCUGCAGACAAGUUCGACAGGUCAAGAGAUAAAAAUUAUGUCGGCGUCGACAAAUACGGUUCAAUGGGGGACAAACUGUAUACAUCGGACUUGACCGCAGACAAAGCAUACACAUCUGACAAAUACAAUGCAAUUGGAGACGAAGCGUAUUCCUCUGAUAAAUACAGCAGGUCGAAUGACAGACCAUACAAUAAGGCAGAGAAACCAUACGGCACAUUAGACAAAUAUUCUUCAGCGGUAGAACAGCCAAACACUUCAUCCGAAAAAUACGUCCAACCACCUGAAAGGUCAUUCCAAACAUAUUCUGAAAAGAAUAGCGUCACAAGAAAUGAACGAGCCAACUCUUCCUCGUCGGAUAGAUCAGAAAGGUACAGAACAGUGGAUUCCACGUAUUCGAAUGCAGAUAAAUAUGAAUAUACACAGGACCGGUACAAACCCCACGACAGCCCUAGACCGUCCUCUUACGAUGAAAGAAAGGGCUCAAGGGAAAGUAUUAGGCGAGAAGGAAGAAGGAGCUCUAGGGAGAGGGGUUAUGAAAAGGAAAGCUCAAAAUCUGAGGAAAGGAUGUCGUACAGAUACAGAUAACUGUUACUGCUCCACUCUGCACAUGUUUCUAUGCAAUGUUAUUUUAAUCAAAAUGAUCGUUCGUAUACGUUAUGUUAUCAUUUUAAUUACAAUACUAAUAUACGAAUAAAAUUUUGUUGGUUCGGAAUGCAAGAUGUGGGUUCGUCAAUUAUUUAUAUAUCAUAAUUGACAUGAUUUGGUUUAUUGACAUUACAAUAACUACGUGUGUUUUAUUUAUCAAAUUAUCAUUUUGUCCUGAAGAUAUUUCAGUAUUUGAAAUUGCACAUGUAAUCG
Molecule: messenger RNA, 3032 nt
Organism: Mya arenaria
Lineage: Eukaryota; Metazoa; Mollusca; Bivalvia; Myida; Myidae
Exons: 7
Coding region: 186-2759 (857 amino acids)
Molecular function (GO): protein binding
Source: RefSeq, a predicted model, not a curated record